AUGGGCUCGGGCGCGAGUUCUCGAAGUGACAUUCAGGAGGUCGACGCAUUGACUGGUGUGCAGCCUGAACCGAGACUACCAAAAAAGAAGUACAAGAUCAAAUGGGACAGGAACGACAUGAUGAAGAGGAAGAAAGAGGCUGCCAAGGUUGCCAAAGCCACGUCUGAACCGCCAAGUAGAAGGUCUCAGAUUUCUGAGGGCGAAACCACAGUGCGUAGUCUUAGUCAGAGUCAGUUGGGCUCCAUCCUUGAAGAAAUGGAUGACGAAGCAGCUCUUGAGGCCGGGAUCGAUCAUCCAUUUUGUCCCCAAAAUGAUUCCGAGUCAGGUCGAGGAAUGUCACAGGGCCGCAACACACUUUCUUGA
Molecule: messenger RNA, 363 nt
Organism: Cladocopium goreaui
Lineage: Eukaryota; Dinophyceae; Suessiales; Symbiodiniaceae
Source: the annotation of a GenBank genome assembly